UGGCGACCCAGCCUACGGAGAGACGCUCCUCCCAGCAUGCCUAGCGGCCGGGCCGGAGCCGAGGCGGAGUGAUGGAGAUCCGGCGGGACCCUGCGAGUGGCCGGGACUGAGGCGCAGCCGUGGGCCUGAGCGUUGGACGCUCGCCGAGAGCUGAAAUGGAGACGUGGCGCUGUGUGCGGAGGGGCUACGGCCGCUGUGUGGUGGGGCGAGGCCGGUACUCCAUGUUUCCCCAUCCACUGAAGAGUUGGGGUCGAGACUGGAGCACACCGUGGGAGGAUCUGCAGAGGUAUUGCUGGAACAGACACAUUUCCAGUUGUCUGCGGUGGCCUGGACACUACGCCCGUGCGCCUUACCCAUACUUGAGCAGCAGGCAUUUCGCACUGAACUGCAGACCACCUCUUCUGGUUGACUCUGGGACUCAGUUUCAGUUCUAUAAUUGGAGACCUGACCAUCUGCACAACACAUCCUUAUUCCAUCUCUCCAGUUACGUCAUGAGCUCUGACAGAGAUGAGCCCUCAUCCAAACGAAGAAAAUGCCAUGGAACAAUAAAAAGGAAUUGGGAGUAUUUAUGUAGCCAUAAUAAAGAAAAAAUGAAGGACGGAGAAGACAAGAAUGCCGACUCCACGUGUGAGGACAGUGAAGGAAAAUUCGACUUUUCAGUGAUGUCUUACAAUAUCCUCUCCCAAGACUUACUGGAGGAUAACUCGCACCUCUACAGACACUGCCGGCGUCCAGUGUUACACUGGAGCUUCCGGUUCCCCAAUAUCCUGAAAGAAAUCAAACAUUUUGAUGCCGAUGUGCUUUGUCUGCAGGAAGUUCAAGAAGAUCAUUAUGGAACAGAAAUCAGGCCAAGUCUGGAAUCACUGGGUUAUCACUGUGAAUAUAAGAUGAAAACAGGCAGGAAACCUGAUGGCUGUGCCAUUUGCUUCAAACAUGCCAAAUUUUCACUCCUAUCCGUGAACCCAGUGGAAUUCUGCCGUCGUGACAUUCCUCUGUUGGACAGAGACAACAUUGGAUUAGUGUUACUCCUGCAGCCCAAGAUGCCACGUGCAGCCUCUCCCUCCAUCUGUGUAGCUAACACUCAUCUGCUGUAUAACCCACGGCGAGGUGAUAUUAAGCUGACUCAAUUGGCAAUGCUGCUCGCAGAGAUUUCCAGUGUGGCCCAUCGGAAAGACGGCAGCUUCUGUCCCAUCAUCAUGUGUGGUGACUUUAACUCUGUUCCUGGUUCUCCACUCUAUAGUUUCAUAAAGGAAGGAAAAUUGAAUUAUGAAGGACUUGCAAUUGGAAAGGUAUCUGGCCAGGAACAGUCAUCUCGGGGACAGAGAAUCUUAUCUAUUCCAAUUUGGCCCCCAGACCUGGGCAUCUCCCAGAGCUGUGUGUAUGAGACACAGCAGGUUCCCAGAGCAGGAAAGACAGACAGCGGUCUGACGGAGGCCCCGCUGGAGAAGGCAGAGGUUGGAGUGUCAGCUGAAAAUGUGUCUUCACAUCUCCAGCACCACUUCAGCCUGUCAUCUGUUUACUCUCACUACCUUCCUGACACCGGACUUCCAGAGGUGACCACCUGCCAUUCCCAGAGCGCCAUAACUGUUGACUAUAUUUUCUACUCUGCAGAAAAGGAGGACGCUGCUCGGGGUCCAGGAGCUGAAGUUGCUUUGGUUGGUGGCUUGAAACUUCUAGCUAGACUGUCGCUUCUUACAGAGCAAGACCUGUGGACCGUGAAUGGGCUUCCCAAUGAACACAACUCCUCAGACCACCUGCCUCUGCUGGCUAAGUUCAGGCUGGAGCUCUGACUCAGUGCUCACUCACACAGCUUCCUGUCUUCUCAAAGACUAUGAAGAUACUGUUUGCAUGAUACUCAUUUUUGUGCUGUGGGGUUCUGAACUUGCUUGAGCAGAUUGGAAGGAACACGUUUACAACAGCUUUUUAAUGGAAUAUUUUUCUGACAACGAUGUCUAAACACUUUAUUGUAAAAGAUAGAAAUAACUUUUAAGUCCUGGUGAAGUUAACAGCAUUUUUAAAAUGUAGUUCCUCUCCUUGGCCCUCCAGCUAUGAACUUAGUACAUCCGGUGGACCUCCGGAACUAGCAGAGCUCAGGCGUUGCCUCUCAUGGAGGUCUGGUUUCACUGGGAGAAGUCUGUGCUUGCUGAGAGCUAAUCAGUUCUUAGGAGUCACUGGUCAUUCAGUCACAGGUGUCCAACCACAGUAGCUCCUCCAGGGCUUGAUGUGCUCUUGAGUUGAACAAAUGCUGACCCACUUCACUCCAUCCUGAGCUGUGGGACAUGCCUACACUUUGUAGGGGAAAUACUUGAGGAAUAUAGGUCAUUCUCAUAAGAGGGCAAAGCUCUUAGCCAGCAUGGUGGUACGUACCUUACAUCUUAGCAUUUGGGAGGUGGAGGCAGGAUUAGCAUUUAAAACCAACUUUAGCAACAUAGCAAAUUUGAGACCUGGGCUACAUGAAACCCUGUCUUAAAAAAAAGCUGGAUUGGUGGUGUCCCAUGCUUUUAAUCCCAGCACUCAGGAGGCAGAGGCAGGCAAAUCUAGUUCAAGCCCAGCCUGGUCUACAGACUGUGUUCCAGGACAGCCAGGACUACACAGAAAAACCUGUAUCCAAAAAAAAAAAAAAAAAAAAAGAGGUCCAAGUGCUUUAUCUAAGCCCACUCCUGUCCUGUCCAGGGGUUGCCCCAAGGAGAGCAGAUGAGCCAGGAGCAGCCAUGCACGUGUGUAGUGCUAGCAUCCAGGAGACAGGCAGGAGCACUGCAUGUUCAGGGUCAGCUGGGCUACACAGCAAGACCCUGACUCAAAGAUAGACAAGAAGGCGGCAAACCCUGGCUUGUAACUGUGUCCCCCUGUACUUCCCUUUCUGUUUGGUGACAGUAGAAGACCCUUGGGUCAGGAGUGACAUUUUGUCGACCCAUUUUAUAUAAAUUUUAGAAAAUCAGUCUUUGGAAGAAAGCGGCAGCUCUACUCCUAUUGUUGUUCAUCUCUAGUGUGCAGAAGCCAGAGCGUAGGGAAGCACGGCUUAGGCCCGGGAGCUGCACACUCCACGCUUCCGCAGACUAACUCUAGGCCGCAGUGUUGAGCUUUCUGGUGCAGUGGUGCAGCAGUGUGCCACGGUCCUACGCUGGGGGAAGCCUCGCAGCGGUCUGACAAGGCCUGUUAGCUCUCCCUGUGCAAGUGUCGGGUACCCUUCAAUGUAAGUAGAAAUUCCCCCUGCUUUCUAAGAUAGGAGCAUUAGAUUACAGGCAUUUUUACUAAGUCCUUAUAGUGCAGUAAAUUACAAGUGUUUUCUACAGCAAUUUUUAUUAAUAGAAUGUUUUAAAUUAGACAGUUAAGUCUUUGCAAUUUAAAUUUUUAAGUUAUUUAUUACAAUUAUUUUCGUCUACUAGAUGGCUGCCUCAGAGGUAUAGAGACUGUAAAGACAUGUCCACUGAGAACUGCAGUGACAAAGGGUCUCACCUGGAUAACAUAGUGCCAAGAUGCCCCCAGUUUUCAGUAGUGCCAAGGGUCUGGUUAGAAGAUCUAAUCAUUAUUAGAUUAUAGUGGUAAUUGUCCCUUUUUAAUACGGGGGUUGAGUGAAUUAGUGUAAACAUCAUUGUUGGCAAACUGACAUUCCUGAAAACCUCUGCAAAACGUUUUUAUAUCCUGAUGAAUAUGUUAUGAGUUUAGACCCAUUUCGUGUACUUCACUUUGAUACAAUUAACCCAUAAACUGCUGUUAGCUUAUCAGUGUUCAUCUGUGGCCCAGACACUUUUCACAAGCUUUUUGAGCUCCAAUAAAAAUGAUCUAUUUUCUCUACUCUUCUGACAGAAAAGCUGGCAGCUCCUCUGGUGGGCCUUAUGUUUACCUGCCAAGCACAAUCUGAUCUGGCUGACUGCAGAAGUCAGAUCUCAGUCUAAAGUAUGUACUAUCCAUGUGUGUGUGCACAAUCUGAUCAUAUCUCAGUCUAAAAUGCAUGUUUGUGUACGCAUGUGUGUGUAUGCGCACAGUCUGAUCUGGCUGACUGCAGAAGUCAGAGCUCAGUUUCAAGUGUGUACUAUCGUGUGUGUGUGUGUGUGCGUGUGCGCGCACGUCUGGAGACCAGAGGUGAGUCUUGGGUGUUAUUCCUCAGGAGCUGUCCACCUUCUAUUUUAAGACAGGGUCUCUCACUGACCUGGAACAUGCCAAAGUAGGGUAAGCUGACUGACCAGCAAGGCCAAGAUCCCCCUGUCUCUGCCUCCCUCGUGUGGGAUUACAUGUGGAUACCUACCUGGCUUCUCAUGUGGUCCUGGGCUCACACUCAGGUCUUCCUCUAACUGAGCCAUCUCCCCAGCCUCCUGCUGGCCAAGGUUUAAAUGCAAAGGGAAACUGUAAAGUGAUGGUAGUCUGGUUCUUCUGUACCUUUGCCAUCAAGACAAUAGGAAUGCUCAAGUCCUUUCUACUUUGUAUCUAUAAACUGUAAUAAAUUAUUAUAUUUGCACAUCUCUGUUGGGUUUUGUGGUAAACGUCACCCUGAACUGUCCCUGUACCCAUCGCAGCCUGUGUCAGUCAGGAUGAAGGUAAGAGGCAAGUGAUUGAAAAACACCCAGAGUAAUGUUCAACAGAGCCCCCGAAAGAGGAGCUUGAGAAAUGUAAGUUAAUUCAGUAGGACAAAACAGCAACAAAACACCCAAAGACCUCAGUUUCCAGAAUGGUU
Microtus oregoni (creeping vole) is the source of this 4672-nucleotide messenger RNA. It is a transcript of the gene Angel2, whose product is annotated as angel homolog 2. Bases 156 to 1790 code for a protein of 544 amino acids. Gene Ontology annotation, molecular function: mRNA 3'-UTR binding; 3'-5'-RNA exonuclease activity. Lineage: Eukaryota; Metazoa; Chordata; Mammalia; Rodentia; Cricetidae. The transcript is spliced from 9 exons. The record is from RefSeq and is a predicted model, not a curated record. Gene Ontology annotation, biological process: 3'-UTR-mediated mRNA stabilization.